AUUAGGCUUUCAAAUAAAUAUAAAACAAACAUUUAGUAAGGUAAUGAAACUAGGCUUUUAUUGGGCUUAAUAAUAGCUCUGACUUUAUAUGGAUCCAAGCUGGCCCAUAAACUCAACUCACUCCCCGUAAACCGCCGGAGAUGGAAACGCGCCGCUUAAAAACACCAUGACAUUGUCUCUCCCUCUCCCAAUCAACACUAUUAUAAAUCUCCCGAGACCCCUUCUGCUGGGCCCUCCUUCUCGUUGCCGUUUCUCAACCGUCGCCUUUCGUCCUUCAUCGCUUCUCCACAUUUCCGGCGUCGUUUCUCGGAAUCUGUGUCGUUACUGGUUCUCGACGAUGACGACGGCUGCUAGAGUGGAGCAAGAGGAGGAUAAGCAAUCAAAAACCUCAGUCGAACUGAAGGAGAAGAUCGAGAUCACUGAGAAAGAGCGGGAGAUUUUCGAUCGGCUUCUCGGUACGCUUCGGUUUUGCAACCUCGACACGCAGCUCCGAGUCGCCGGCGGUUGGGUGCGCGAUAAGCUUCUAGGGAGAGAUAGUGAUGAUAUUGACAUAGCAAUCGACAAUAUGUAUGGAAGUGAGUUUCUCGAUAAGCUCAAGGAGUAUUUAGCUUCUAGAGGCGAACAAGUUCAAGGCGACACUGUUAUUGAAAGGAAUCCUGACCAAUCCAAACAUUUGGAGACGGCCAAGAUGCGCAUUUAUAACCAGUGGAUAGAUUUUGUUAACUUGAGAUCUGAAGAGUACACGGAGAAUAGUCGUAUUCCAACAAUGAAAUUUGGCACCCCAAAAGAGGAUGCUUACAGGAGAGACUUAACCAUAAAUAGCUUGUUCUACAACAUUAACACUGGCUCAAUAGAAGAUCUUACAGAAAGAGGCAUCGAUGACCUUAAGUCCGGACGAAUUGUCACACCAUUGCCUGCAAAAGCUACAUUCUUGGAUGAUCCUUUGCGAGUUCUCAGGGCUAUUCGCUUUGGUGCAAGAUUUGGUUUUACGCUGGAUGAAGAACUAAAACAAGAUGCUUCAAGCGAGGAAGUUAGGGUAGCUCUUGGUGAAAAAAUUAGCAGAGAGCGGAUUGGGAAUGAAGUUGAUUUGAUGAUAUCUGGGAAUGGGCCAGUUUCAGCAGUAACGUAUCUUUCUGAUCUGAAACUGUUUGGGGUUGUCUUUGCCUUUCCUGCUUCAUCCGAGCCUGCACCAUCAGAGAAUUGUGGCAGCAUCUGCAAAGCAUACUUGGAAGCUAUGUGGAGUCUCAUUCAAACACCUGGGCUAGGAAAGUUCAGCGGUGAACAAAGAAGGCUUGCUCUGUAUGCUGCUCUGUUUCUCCCCUUUAGGAAAACCGUCUACAAAGACAAUAAGGGCAAAAUGAUCCCUGUUGUCAACCACAUAUUCAAGUUCUCCAUGAAGCGGAAGACCAGUGAUGCUGAAACGGUUAUUAAUAUACAUCGUACCACCGAGAAAUUCCUAUCGCUGAUUCAUUCCCUCCAGUUGAAGAAUGGCGCACAAGUAGACAAGCUUGAUUGGGCCACUGAUAUUCUCGAGCACUGGAAGUCCAUCUCCGUUGAUGAUCCAGAGAUCCCAGAAACUUCGAAAAUAAGAGUACUCACAGGGUUUCUUCUUAGAGAUAUCAAAGACUUCUGGCGUGUUGCACUCUUAACGUCUCUGUUGUUGAGUGUGGUUGACGGCAUGAAGGAAGAUCAAGAAACUGGGCAGCUGGACUUCCAACUGGAGAAGCUGCGAGAAAGUUAUCUAACAAUCGAGGAAACCAUUUGUGAAUUGGGUCUUGAUAACAUCUGGCAUGUAAAGCCUCUGGUGAAUGGCAAUACGAUCAUGCAAAUUACAGAGCUUAAAGGAGGAUACCACAUCCGAGAAUGGCAACAGAAACUUCUCACAUGGCAGCUAGCUUAUCCCAAUGGCUCUUCAGAAGAAUGCAAGGAUUGGAUGAGACAAGUAAAAGCAAAACGACAACGGACAGAAUGAUGACUUUAGAAUCUGGUGCCUCACUGGCUCACUCUGCUUAUGUCUAGUCUUUAAGUAUGAUUUGAUCAAAUAGCAUAGGCAUUCCAUUUCCAUUAACCCGAAACAAAACAAGAAAACAAGUUUCAUUUUCAUAUUAACGUAAAA
Molecule: messenger RNA, 2116 nt
Organism: Brassica rapa (field mustard)
Lineage: Eukaryota; Viridiplantae; Streptophyta; Magnoliopsida; Brassicales; Brassicaceae
Product: CCA tRNA nucleotidyltransferase, mitochondrial
Biological process (GO): tRNA 3'-terminal CCA addition
Molecular function (GO): ATP:3'-cytidine-cytidine-tRNA adenylyltransferase activity; CC tRNA cytidylyltransferase activity; RNA binding
Source: RefSeq, a predicted model, not a curated record